UCGGGAAGACACCGCCAGAGGUUCCAGAGGGGUGUUAGCAAGCCUGCGAACGGCCGUGUGUGAUGAAGAGCUGCCCUACAUGCUCUGUGCUGAUGAAGGCAGAACAAGAUGAAAUUGACCAAGUGUAAUCUGAGGAACUCAGAUUAGACAACAGGAAGAACUUGGAUUUGAGAAGCACCAGGUUCAAAUUCCAGAUCAACUUGUCGGUUUUAGGAAGCAGCGGUGGACAGAGCAGCGAGCCUGCCUAGGAGGCCAUCUGCUUUAUCUGAAGAUUUUCAGCUGAUGAAUAACUAGGAGGCUCAAGCACUGUCUCACCUGAGUUCAGGACAAGCAACUUGGAGAGCGUGCUCUUCUGUGGCAGGUCUGUCUAGGGCAGGAUGGCCCAGGAUCUCAGCGAGAAGGACCUGUUGAAGAUGGAGGUCGAGCAGCUAAAGAAGGAAGUGAAAAACACAAGAAUCCCGGUUUCCAAAGCGGGAAAGGAAAUCAAGGAGUAUGUGGAGGCCCAAGCAGGAAACGACCCUUUUAUCAAAGGCAUCCCUGAAGACAAGAAUCCCUUCAAGGAGAAAGGCGGCUGUCUGAUAAGCUGAUGGCACGGAGCCCCGCCCUGAGUGUCUGUCCCUGUUCAGCCGAGCCCAAGUCUCCUAGACCCCCAGGGAACCAGUGAACUGUCACCUUCUCUUCAUCGCAGAAUGAGUAAAGACCCCUGAACAAAUGCACUGUGAAUCAUUCCCCAUUCCCACCUUCAAAUCUUUUCUCCCAUGAUUUCCCCCACCUGCUGGGUCUCUGCUGACCUUGCUGGGAACUCUGAGGACAGUGUGACUGGGUGGGCGGUUGGCCCCAUUGGUGGUGGGGUGUGAGGAUCCCCUGAGACCUCAAAGGGCAGUCCUUGGGAAGCACUCACAUCUCCUUAGAGCCCCUCCGUCUUUUCCCUCCACUCUCUCCCUAGGAAAAAAGCAUUUCCACACCAGAGUAGUUUGAGCUGGGAGCAAGGGUUGGGGAGAUCCCGUCCCCCCAUCUCAUGUCUUACCCUGUGGUCCUGUUCCUAAUCAUUUAGAUCACCCCAGGUGGCCUGGUGACAACAAGAGUUUGUGAAGUUA
This is a messenger RNA of Sapajus apella (tufted capuchin), 1097 nucleotides long. RefSeq names its product G protein subunit gamma transducin 2 (gene GNGT2). Lineage: Eukaryota; Metazoa; Chordata; Mammalia; Primates; Cebidae. Gene Ontology annotation, cellular component: heterotrimeric G-protein complex. Gene Ontology annotation, biological process: G protein-coupled receptor signaling pathway. The coding region runs from base 378 to 587 and encodes 69 amino acids. Gene Ontology annotation, molecular function: G-protein beta-subunit binding. The record is from RefSeq and is a predicted model, not a curated record. The transcript is spliced from 4 exons.